GUCAGUCCGUUGGACGCGCACUAGUGAUGUCAUCACGCAAGCGGAAGUCCGAGAAGCGAUCGCUGGAGAGAAGCAGGGCCGUAACCAUGUACCGGACUCCGAUGCGGCCCAGACUUUCCCCGGAUUUAUCCCCGGAAAUAGACACCCCUCGGCGGGAGAGUUCGCCUGACAGGUCCAGCCGCUCCUGGUCCCGGGGUCGUUCCCCCGGAAGGCGCCGCUCUAGGUCCCGGGGUCGCUCUCGUUCUAGACCGCGUCGAUCCAGGUCCAGAUCUAGAUCCCGGUCCCGGGGCCGCUCGCACCGCUCUGGACGUUCUCGUUCCCGGCCCCGCCGGUCCCGCUCCCGGUCCCCUUACUCCCGCCGCCGCAGCCCCUCCCCCUACUCCCGCCGCGGCCACGAAUCGCAGUCCCACAGCUACAAGUAUGAACGGGAAAGCAGCGACUUGCGCCGCUACUCGCCCAGUUACCGUUCCGAUAAAGGGGCCGAUAUCCCUUCGUCCCGAGCGGACCCCCUACAGCUGCCCCCUGAGCACCCCUCCCUGACAAGUCUCAGAGCUACUGAAGGGAGGCGGAGCUCCGCAGAGCGAUCCCCUGAUAUAAGGGGACUGGGUUCCGGCAAUGUUCCUGAUAAUAAGAUGGGCAUUUACCAGGGCACUACUGACUCCCAGCUUCGGCCUGGUUAUGCCCAAACAAUACCGGGCCUUCAGGAAGAACUGAGUGAGUUGAGACGCCCCCUAGAGGAACCACUGCCAAUGCCCAAGUCCAUCCUGAAAAAGCGUGCUGAUCCUGAACAGGCGACUGGGGACCCUAAGCAGGCGGCUGGCUAUUUAAAUAACAAGGAUAUUCCAAUGCUGGGGAGUUUUAGCUCUUCGGAACCCUCUGGGGAUUCUGCCGGCAGACCGGUUGUGCCACAGGGAGCGAUCGGCAAACCUAUCCAGUCGGACAGUUUGAGCACCAACAGGAUGAACAUCCCGACUGUGGCCCCAACGGGCAGCAAUUCCGGCCCCUCGUUGUCGGAGAAUAAAGCCUCUGGGUUAGGAAAUAAAAAUGGCAGCCAGUUGUCACAUGGUCACAAAAUGGAGGAUUUCCUGUUCAGCAGCGACGCCAUGAAACUCUUUUCAGACGCUGCCAAUUCUUACAAAACAGCUGAAAGAAAAGAUUCUUUUUUGCCGUACGAACCGCCUAAAGACCAGGCCAAAACCUUAUUCCCUGUCCCUGAUAAAGUGAAAGAACCCAUGGCCGGCCCGAAGAACCAAAGGAACCUUUCAGAAGUAGACGAUGAAGAGUUGUUCCUUUACGGUGAUGAAGAGGUGAAAAAACCAAACGAAGUAUCGUCAAAAACUGCCCCUGCCAAAACCCCUCCCACCCCACCGGCAAACAACUCCAAUACCCAGGAGUUUGAGAAGAUCCAUGAUUUACUGAAAACCAUUGGUUUGGAUAUUGGUGUGGCAGAAAUUGGCAAACUUGCUGUUCGAACCCAGGAGCGGCUUCAUGGUAAGAAACCGGCUCCGCCGUCUGCCCAACCGGUGUCCAAACAGCCUCCCCAGGGUGCAUCUAAGCAGCUUCCCCAAGCAGCAUCCAAACAGUCGCCCGUAGCAACAUCCAAUCAACCGCCCCAGACAGCUUCCCAGCAGCCACUGCAACCAGUGCCCAGUCAACCUUCUAAACAACCCCCAGUGUCUCACCAAUUGGCCCAGAAGCCAUCUCUUCCAGCGCCUCCACAGAAACCUGAGCUCCAGCAUAGCGCCUUCGCAGAUUCGGGGUCCAAAACUGCUGUAUCUGUGCCCGGAGCAAAGGUUAAUGAAAGAGAGCCUCAGUCGCCCAGAAAAACCAACCAGGUGCCAAUGCCCAUUCCAGUUGUUAAAGAGAAGGCCCCCCCUGUUCCUGCACCCAAAGUAGAAAUACCGGUGCCUGCAACCACAGCCAAUCUUCAGCCAGAGCCAGCACCUCCCCCUAUCAGUCCUUCUCCUAUUACCAUGUAUUCGCCCUACCCACCCCCAGCUCAGAUGGUACCAGGAUAUGGCAUGCCGCCCUCAGUACCUCCCCCCAACUACAACCCCUACAGCCCCUACGUGGCCUACCCAACAUCCAGCUGGUCAAUGUACGGCCAAAUUCACGCCCCUGCUCACAUACCACCUCCGAGCCACAUGGUGGUGCCACCUGUUAUUCCAAAUCUUACCCGCGGCAAUCUCCGUAUUAUCGAAACAAAAGGAGACAUAAAGGUUCCUGGCAAAAGUGAGGCUUCUCCUUCUUCAAGUGCACCAGCAACGUUAACCCCCACCCUUGUAAAACCGGAUAAGGAUCGCAGAAACAAGGAGGCUGAAAAGAUGAAGGUGCUGGAUGAGCUGGAGGCUAUAAAGAAAGAACAGAGCAAACGGAAGGAGAGUCUGAACACUCUGGUUGCAAAGGUAGAGCAGCUUCGACUCCAGCAAGGGGUCCUUCUAAGAAAAAAGCAACGGGAGAAAUACGGGCACAAGGAUCCUCUCCUGGAGGAGCUGAACUCCGUACUAGAUAGCGCACAGAAGCAGAUAAAGGCCCUGGAUUUGGAAAUAGCCGAGGCCAAUAAGAAGCAGCAGCAGCUUUCUAAAGUGGCAGAGAUCCUGGGUAUCAAACCACCCGAUCUGGCUGAAAAACAUUCCUCUGAAAAGACUUUUACAAAGAAGGAAAAAUCCCGCAGUCCUCCUAGUCCUGCGCGCUCCAAGGGCUCUGACUCCGACCCGAAAUCCACCUCUGACUCUAAGGGAUCCUCCUCCAAGACCAGCAGUGACCCACCGACUAAGGAUUGGGAGAAACACAGCAGUGACGUUGGAGUCAAGUACAAAGAUGUUAAACAUAGCAGCGAGUCGAGGUCCAGGGGUUCUUCGAGCUCCUCGAGCAGCAGCGGAAAGGCUGACAGACAUUCUAAGCACAGAAGCUCUUCCCCCAGGUCUUCCUCUGACCGACAUGGCUCGGAGUCAAAGAAGUCUAGUUCUCAGAGGUCAAGGGGUGAAAAGUCAAAGUCCAAAAGCCCUCGACCCAGUCAGUCGUCCGCUAGUACUGCGUACCAAAUCGACGAGAAGCAUUCCUUUGAUCUCUCCGAAUUGUUUGAGUAUUACGAUGGUGGAAGCCAUUGGUGCGAGAAAUGCAGCUCUGUCCAUAUAACGCUGGUUGAUUUCUUGUUGCACUUGCAUGGCACAAAGCACGCGGAGGCAAGUGGUAAGAAAGAAAAACGUCCCUGGGCCAAGGAUAGCGCCCCCAAGAGGAAGCAGCGUGGAAAACAGACCAUUUCUCUUCCGUUCAGAGGCACAGAGUUUCUGCUUCCUACCAAUGCCUACUACUGUGAGCUGUGCGAUGAGCUGUUUGCAGAUCAAGGCGCCGUAGAGGGCCAUAUAAAAUCAUUUGGUCACAAUAAUAAAUAUAAGAAACAUACGGAGGACAACCCGACCUAUGAACGAGUUAGACAGGAAAUGAAGAAAACUAGUCUGGCGAGUUUGGCUGCCAUUCAAGAGACCGAACGGAAGCAACAGAUAGAGCCAAAGCGGAAAGUAGAGGAGAUUGGAAAUGAUAUUAACCAAGAGAAUAAAUCCAAAAAGUCCAAAAAAGACGAGGAAGAGAGUCAUAAACGAAAGCCCAACGAACCAGUUAAAUCAGAGCCCAAGCAAAGUGCUAAACCAGAGAAAGAGAUUCCUGCUAAAACCCCGACGUUUGGCAAGUUCACCUGGAAGGCACCUGAGUGCAAAAGCCAGACAAGUACGGCUUCGGCUAGUGCUUCUACCGCAUCGAAAGUUGAAAGCCCUGUUAUUAUUCAGGAGAAGCCUAAAGAGGAGGAGAGUAACGGUCCUCCAGCUAAGCAAAAGGCAAUUGAAAUAAAACUAUUGGGUAAACCUGCUACUUCACAAGGAAGCGGCUGGCCCUCUUCAUCUAGUAAAUUGGUAACUUCUACUUCACCGACGUCUAUUACACCGGGGUCACUGCGACCCAACUUGCCCAUUCCUAUGGCAGUUCUUAGGAAGACCAGUAGUACAGCUCCUGUAAGCAAGCCGGCCCCUCUCAACACCUUUUUAUCAAUAAAAUCUUCAAGUUCUUCUUCAAAACCGCUGCCAGUUUUGAAAUCGAAACCUGAGGGAGUGUUACCACAGGAAGUGAUUUCCAAAGCAUUCGGAGGCCAACAGGUUAUCCUGAAGGAAACAGACAAUAAGCAGGAGGAGAACCCAAAUAAAUCUGAGCCUGAGACUAAAAAGGCAAGUGAAAUUAUUCCAGAUAAGAAUGCUGAGAAUGUGAAGACCCCUACAUCAAGCAAUGAAAAAGAAACUCCUAAUUUGUAUGAUGUAUUUUCCAAUAAACCUGAGCCAAAUCCUAGCAAAAAGUUGGUUCCGUAUUCUCCAGACAGAAUAGAUCUUAAAUCAAUCGGUCCAAGCAAUGAACAGAAAAAGGUGGAAUGUCCUCCUGAGAGUUCGAAGACUCCGCUGGUACCAGAGAAAGCUACUGGCACUUCCAUCGGCAAGACGGUCCCUCUUUCAAGCAGUACAUCCAAGGAUCAAAAUGAUCCAAAAAUGAAAGAUAUCUCUCUAGGUUCUAGCGGAAAGCCCCUUGUUCAAGUGCCCAGUUCCGUGGCAGCUCCUAGUACAACAGGUUCUAACAGUAAUACUGGUAAAACUGAAUAUAAAUCGGUGUCGGGAAGCUCUUCUGCAGCUAAAAAGGCCGACACGCCUUCUGCGGCUUCAAAAGAAAAAGAUGUGACUGUCCCUAAGCCUUCAGAAUCCAAGCAAAGUACCCCUGUUCCUAAGAGUUCUACCAACCCCUCAAAACCUUCAGAUACUAAGCCAAGUUCCGCAACGGUAACAUCUAAGUCCCCAAGUGCUUCUAAGGCUCAGCCAAAGUCUAUAGCUUUCCCUAUAUCUACUGCCCCAAAGAUGCUUCCUGCUAAACCAGGGUCCAGUUACAGCAGUACCACCCAGCUGAAUCAGAAGUUUAAACGGGCUCCUCUCUCCCUACCGACGUCUUUGUUCGGACAUGUGUCAGAUUUUGCCCGUAAUGAAAUCAAAAUAACCUCUACGGUAGCUCAACAUUCAAGUGCAAUGAAAGAGAGAGAUUCUGUGAAACCCCCAGAACCACCGACCCAAGUUAAAAAGCAACCAAUCGCGGCGGCUAAACCCGAGGUUAGUAAAAAGCUGCAGGAUGAACUGGAUUCGUACUAUAAAUUAAUAUCGACCGAAGAUGACCCCGAAGAUUUGACAACUUCUGAAGACCAAGACAUGGUGGCUAUGGAGGAAGCAACGGUGACUCCUACACCUGUAAAAGUAGAAGCCCCAGCAAAGAGGGUUGUUUCAGAAAUUCCAAAACUGACUGUACCCACGGUAACGCCAGCGGCAGAAGAUGUUGAUGAUUCAGAUAUGGGUUGUGAGGAUGCCCCAGAAGCCCCUGAUUCAUCCUCGUAUCCAAGUUCCUCCAUUCCCAAUCCCGUUUAUGGACAUGGGUUUUCUUCAUUUUCUUACGGAGCCCGUAAGCCACUAAUGACUGCAACCAAGUACUCUCCUAAACCGUUCUAUGCGACGGGACAGCUGGACAAGGUUCCUUCAAACAAAGUGGAUUUACCAGUAGUCGAUUGUACCACGGAGGAGGACUUGUUAACUACCUGCGACGAGUCGGAUUAAACCAUUAAAAGGGGUAAAAUGCAUUGUGUUGAUAUUAAGAGUUGAAUAGUGUUUCCUUACUCAAGGUAAAGUCGGUAUUUCACGAGGUUUGGGUAGUUUGUAUAUAGCGUUACAGUUUGGUCCUUAGAAAUUCAGUAGAUCGGUAAACGGUAUAUGGCUGUCUUUUCCAUCUUUUCUCACAGGCAUCGACAUGUCGAAGAUCAGCAGUGAAUCGGGUCGUUCUCAACCUUUCAAGAACAAGGGAAGACCGUUCUCAUGAAGGAAGUGUUUUGUUUGAUGGUGUUUGUGCUACUCACCAAGCUUUGUAUAUAUUGCAGUAUAUAAUUGUUUGUAUUGGUAUCAUUGUGCCCCGAGAUGGUCUGAUCCACGGCAUAUGGGUAGAUACCUGCCCCGAGAUGGUCUGAUCCACGGCAUAUGGGUAGAUACCUGCCCCGAGAUGGUCUGAUCCACGGCAUAUGGGUAGAUACCUGCCCCGAGAUGGUCUGAUCCACGGCAUAUGGGCCAAGACACAAUGCCCUGAAGCCUCGUUGAUGUUUAAUGUGUGCCUAAAGUUCACCCUUAAUGUGCUGUUCCAAGUGUAUAACUCAUUUUUGCUUCUAUUGUUAAAUCGUUUUUACUUUGAUCUAACACUUCUUUUAACUUCUGUUCACCUUUUUGUUUUCACAAUUAUUAUUGUAUUUAAUAGAAAGUUGGCCUGCAAAUAUUGUUACUUUAGGUCUAGUAGUAAAAAUGGCUUCAUUUCUGCUUGAAGAAUUUCAUGAUGUUUGCAAUGAGUUCACUUUCCAGCGGCCGCGUACGGACGUGCACCGAAGAGCUUAGUUUGUGCCGGAAUGUUCCGAUUUCUUGUUGUAAUAAUGUAAAUAUGUUGAUUCUGAUCUCCUUACACUUCAUGCGCACCUUCAUGUUUCUUGUUCUCAUUCUUAUCAAACUAUUUUUUUUCUCUUUAUAUGUGUAUCAUUUCAACGACUGGUUACGACCCGUCAUGGAUGUCACGGGGCAGUUGCAUUGUCAGAAAUUCUGUUUAUUAAAUGUGGACUUGCGGCACCUACGGAGGUUUCCUUUACUCGCAGUUCUGUGAUUGGACGCUGACGUAAAUGACAUCAUUCGCUGUCCCGUUGGACUGCGCUCGCUUUUUGUUUAAUUGAUGUGCCCUGAAUGGUAGUUUAGUUCAUUGCAUCUGUUGGAAAUGAUCGCUGCCCCUGAAUGUGAUGUUCGGUAUAUUAUUUUUAAUAAAAUUAGGUGAUCCAAAA
Messenger RNA from Xenopus tropicalis (tropical clawed frog), 6880 nucleotides. It is a transcript of the gene znf318, whose product is annotated as zinc finger protein 318. Bases 27 to 5630 code for a protein of 1867 amino acids. The transcript is spliced from 10 exons. The record is from RefSeq and is a predicted model, not a curated record. Lineage: Eukaryota; Metazoa; Chordata; Amphibia; Anura; Pipidae. Gene Ontology annotation, molecular function: nucleic acid binding; zinc ion binding.